This is a messenger RNA of Lasiosphaeria miniovina, 1188 nucleotides long. Its product is annotated as glucose N-acetyltransferase. The transcript has 3 exons. Bases 1 to 1188 code for a protein of 395 amino acids. Gene Ontology annotation, molecular function: glycosyltransferase activity. The record is from RefSeq and is a predicted model, not a curated record. NCBI's taxonomy places the organism in Eukaryota, Fungi, Ascomycota, Sordariomycetes, Sordariales, Lasiosphaeriaceae.
AUGUCGUAUUCGCCCCUUCCCAAUGGCAGCAGCGGGCAGGAAGCGGCGUCGCCAAGCACUCUUUCCCUCAACUCGCCAUCAGGGUCUCCAAAAUCCCACCCCAGUGUCACCGAGAUCUUGUGCUCGCGCCGGGUGCGCCUGCGUCUGAUCGCCCCAAUAGUCAUCACCCUCUCCAUCGUCCUUUUCGUGCUUCACUACGAUGCCGUAGUCUCGGCGCCCGCCGUUUGGGGAUACGGCCACAAUGACACGACCUCGCCCGCAACACACGACCAGCUACAGCUAGACAACGUCGACUGGUCGCGCUUCGCGUACACGCAGUAUGUCACCAACAGCGACUACCUGUGCAACUCCAUCAUGCUCUUCGAGCUGCUGCACAAGCUCGGGAGCCGCGCCGACCGCGUCAUCAUGUACCCCUCGCAAAUGUUCGAUCCCGCCGCCCCAGACGACGGCAGCGGCCGCGGCAACGAUGCCCGCCUCCUGAUCAAGGCCCGCGACGAAUACAAGGUCCAUCUGGUUCCCAUUGAGGUGCAGCGCAGGAGCACGGCCGACGCAACCUGGGCCGAAUCCUUCACGAAGCUGCUCGCCUUCAACCAGACGCAGUACGACCGGGUGCUGUCGCUCGACUCGGACUCGGUAGUGCUGCAGCCGAUGGACGAGCUGUUCCUGCUGCCCGACUGCGCCAUGGCUAUGCCGCGGGCGUACUGGCUGUACCCGGACAAGGAGAUCCUGUCGUCGCAGCUGAUGCUAGUGCGCCCGAGCGCCGCCGAGUUUGCGCGCGUCAUGGCUCGCGCCGAGGCCGGUGGCGGUGAUGACUAUGAUAUGGAGAUUGUCAACUACCUGUACCGCGACAGCGCCCUCGUCCUGCCCCACCGCCCCUACGACAUGCUCACCUCCGAGUUCCGCGCCGAGACGCACGCCUUCUACCUCGGUACCGACGACCCCGCCGCCUGGGACCCCGUCGCCGCCUUCAACGAGGCCAAGUUCCUGCACUUCUCCGACUGGCCCGUCCCCAAGCCCUGGAUCCGCAUGUCGGAUUCGGUGCGCGAGAGCAUGCAGCCGCCCUGCCGCGGCAACGGCGCCGAGAAGUGCGUCGAGCGCGAAAUGUGGCUUGGCUUCUACAGCGAUUUUGCCAACCGCCGUGCGGUUCGUGUUUCUCCCGUCGCGACUCUCUGGAAUCCCAUUCCCUGA